Molecule: messenger RNA, 684 nt
Organism: Dovyalis caffra
Lineage: Eukaryota; Viridiplantae; Streptophyta; Magnoliopsida; Malpighiales; Salicaceae
Source: the annotation of a GenBank genome assembly
AUGGCAGAUGAAGUGAAGCUUUUAAAGACAUGGUCGAGUCUAUUUGGUCUCCGGGUUGUUUGGGCACUAAAGAUCAAGGGCGUCCAAUAUGAAUCAAUAGAUGAAGAUCUCACCAACAAGAGCCCUUCACUUCUCCUAUACAAUCCUGUUCACAAAAAGAUUCCAGUCCUCGUACACGACAGCAAACCUGUUGUUGAAUCACUUAUAAUCCUUGAAUACAUUGAAGAGACAUGGAAGCAAAAUCCCUUGUUGCCUGAACAUCCAAAGGAGAGAGCUGCAGCUCGCUUCUGGGCAAAAUUUGGUGAUGACAGGGUUAUGCCAUCAAUAUGGGAAGCAUUUAUCAAGGGCAGAGAAGAGGAAGAGCACUGUGCUUUUGCACCAGCUAUUGAGAACCUGAAAUUCUUGGAGGAACAACUCAAGGGAAAACAAUUCUUUGGUGGAGAGAGGAUCGGACUCGUAGAUAUUGCGUUGGGUUGGCUAGCUAACCUAAUCCCUGUAUUAGAAGAGAUACAUGCAAUAAAACUGAUGGACAGGGAAAGAUUUCCAUUAUUAUUUGCGUGGAUUCAGGAGUUUUCAAAGACUCCAGUCAUUGCAGAUUGCUGGCCGCCACAUGAAAAACUAGUCUCCAAGUACCGUGCCAUUCGUGAGUCCCUCCUUGCAGCAGCGCCACCUCAUCAUGCCUGA